GGGAAUUGCGCUAGACGCUUGCCGGGCCGACCCACUGUGCGCUUGCACGCGACUGAGUUUCGGAGGCCAAAUUGUGACACCGACACUGUUUAAUUGUAUACACGAUGCUAAAGUCUGCUGCGGGAACGCAGCUGCAGCGGCAGCGAGUGACUAGCUCGACCCGGCCAGUGCUUCGCCUGCGUGCAGCACGCCCGGUCAGGGGCCUAGGCCGCUUGACGCCCGUCGCCAGCACAGCAAUUGCACUACCAUCCCAAAGCAGCAAUGGGACAGCUCAGGCUCAGCCUCUGCAGAACCUGGCGGCGCGCAUUGUGUCCAGCGGACGCGAGCUCAUGGCGACCUGCGCCGCUGUGAGCCUGGCAACUGCAGUUUUCCAAGUAGCAGCUAAAUAUGUUAACAAGGCGCGCGAUGCCGUGGCCUCGGCGUUGCCAUCGCCCAGUAACAUCGACGGUGUUCAGCAGGACUGGCGGCAGCAGGUGAAGGAGCUGAAGAAGCACACGCGGGUGCUGGGGUUUGUGCUGCCGCUGGCGAAGGCGUUCGCGGCGGAGUCGCUUACGUCGGUGUACGCGCGCACGUUUGAGCGCGCGGCCUUUGGCUUCGCCAAGAUGUACCUGUUCUGUCUGUUCAUGCGCGUGCUGCUGUCGUGGUUCCCCUCCAUCGACUGGAACUCGCAGCCCUGGGCCUUCCUGCGCCUGAUCACGGAGCCGUACCUGCAGAUCUACCGCGGCAUCCUGCCGCCGCUCUUCGGCCAGCUGGACUUCACGCCACUGUUCGGUUUCCUCAUCCUGCAGGACGUGGUGGAGCUCAUGUCGCCCGUGUACACCCUGGGCCACGCCAAGGACACGUCCAUGUUCUGGACCACCACCGACAUCAUGUGCUACUUUGACGGCCACUAAAGCACGGCGCAGGACACGGCUCGGCUGGGAAGCUGUGGCUCGGCAGCUGUGGCUCGGCAGCGGUGGCUGGGCAGCUGUGACUGGGCAGCUGUGACUGGGCAGCGGCGGCUGGGCAGCUGCAGGUCAUGGUCAAUGGACCCGGUGCCGCUGACUGGGGCCUGGCAUGUGCCAUGGAUCCAUACUUGUGUGGGGCGCGGUGCAGGGUGCGCGUUUUGGGGCGCCCGCGGCCGUUGUGAUGCAUUGCGAAGACUGGAUUGCGGAGGCUGGCGGCACAAUGGUUGUGUACGGAGGUCCGGCCCGCAGGGGAAGUUGGAGCGGACCGGUGGACUUCCAUGGAGAUGCCAUCAACUGUGUGGUCGGUUUGCUGUGGAGAAGCGCCUUGGAGGCGAGGGGUGGAGCAAAGCACUAUUGCCAGGCACAGAUAGGUGGUGUGCAGGAAAUGGAAAUAGAUUUUGAUCAGGACAUUUAGAACCUAGGGGAGCAUUUGGGUAAUACGGAUGCUUCCAAGUCAGGCAGUGGGGGUAUGGCAUCGGCAUGACGAAUGCUGCAAUUGCCCCCUGAUUCAGAUUCUUUCGGACCUUGCGCCGCCUGUGUUUUUGACGGCCUGGGUGUGCCUGGUGCCGUCGCCGCGGAUAGCAAUUUCACUUACAACGUCGUAUGCGUAAUGUGCCAAGUUACAUCACGACUGAGCUGUAAAACGAGCCUGUC
Molecule: messenger RNA, 1601 nt
Organism: Chlamydomonas reinhardtii
Lineage: Eukaryota; Viridiplantae; Chlorophyta; Chlorophyceae; Chlamydomonadales; Chlamydomonadaceae
Exons: 5
Coding region: 330-893 (187 amino acids)
Biological process (GO): chloroplast fission
Cellular component (GO): membrane
Source: RefSeq, a predicted model, not a curated record